AUGUCCCUUUCCCACGACCGUCACGAUUUCAAGCUGGAAACAUCAUUCGAGACGAAUCCAAGAUGUAUCGUUCAUACAGCCCACGAGUCAGAUCCUGAGUUGGAGAUCCGCAAAGUUGUGGUGCAAGAGCGAUGGGUGCCGCGAAAACCAGAAUCGGGAUUUGGUCUAUUCGGUCCAGUUCGUCUUGAGGAACAAUUGGAUCCGUCUCCAGACUGUGCCAGAGUGCAGAGAGCCGUGAAAGUUUUACACAAGCAACGGAUGAAGAGACGGAAUUUUGAUUAUAGGAAAGAACUGCUUGCUCUGGCCAAGUUCUCGCGGUCGAAGUUUGUUUUGUACUAUGUUGAAUUUCUGGGAUGGUUCGAGGAUGAUAAUCGUAUUUAUCUUGCCAUGGAAAACUUGCACCUCGGAACAUUGAAGACAUUCAUCAACGACGAUUUGAAGGAAUGUGAUGCUCAAGUCAUCUCUGUGCAAUUGCUGGAAGGGCUCAAGAUUAUGCAUGAAGAAGGCUUUACGCAUCGAGACUUGAAACCGGAGAACAUCUUUGUCGUCCAAAGUGCACAAAAGUGGUGGGUUAAAAUUGGAGGCUUCGAAUCAGUAAACGAACCUCGAACCACGAUACCGCGCUGCUCACAGCAACAGGGACACCAUCAUAUUGGGCACCGGAAGUUGUCCACUUCAUCAUCGAGGGACAUGAGGAUACUGACGAAUAUACUAAUGCGGUGGAUAUAUGGUCCGUCCGGUGUUUGA
This is a messenger RNA of Cadophora gregata, 747 nucleotides long. RefSeq lists its product as uncharacterized. Gene Ontology annotation, cellular component: nucleus; cytoplasm. The record is from RefSeq and is a predicted model, not a curated record. Gene Ontology annotation, biological process: mitotic DNA damage checkpoint signaling; protein phosphorylation. The transcript has 3 exons. Bases 1 to 747 code for a protein of 248 amino acids. Gene Ontology annotation, molecular function: protein serine/threonine kinase activity; ATP binding. NCBI's taxonomy places the organism in Eukaryota, Fungi, Ascomycota, Leotiomycetes, Helotiales, Ploettnerulaceae.